CUCUACUCAAAAGCCCUAAUUUCGUUCCCUAUAUAAACCCUUUUCCUCACCUUUCACCACCUCCGCCAUCUACACGCACUCCAAACACUUGCACAGAACAAAAACACAGCAAAAAUGCCGGCGGGGCACGGUCUGAGAGCGCGCACGAGGGAUCUGUUUGCCCGCCCGUUCAGGAAGAAGGGUCCGACCCAUUUAUCGACCUAUCUCCGGGCCUACAAGAUCGGCGACUACGUCGAUGUCAAAGUUAACGGGUCGAUCCACAAGGGCAUGCCCCACAAGUUCUACCAUGGCCGCACGGGUCGGGUUUGGAACGUCACCAAGCGGGCAAUCGGGGUUGAGGUCAACAAGCAGGUUGGUAACCGGAUCAUAAGGAAGAGAAUUCACGUUCGCAUUGAGCACGUUCAGCCAUCACGCUGCCACGAGGAGAUACUGGAGAGGAUCAAGAAGAAUGAUAAACUUAAGGCUGAGGCCAAGGCACAAGGUAAGAUUAUUAGCACCAAGAGACAGCCAGAGGGACCCAAGCCUGGUUUUAUGGUUGAGGGAGCAACUAUUGAGACUGUGACUCCAAUCCCAUAUGAUGUUGUCAAUGAUCUCAAGGGUGGUUACUAAGGUUCUUAGCUGUUGGCUAAGUGGGAAUUUUUCUUGAAUUUUGGAUUGUCUUUUGAUUUUCAAGCAUUUGUGUUAGACUCUACUAGUUUUUUGUUGUGUUCUUUGCACAUUUGAUGGAUCCAGAAUCUGGAAGUGAUAAUUUGAAUGGAUUUUGUUGUGGAAUAUGAUAUCUGGUCUGAUUAAUACUUGCAGCAGCUCCUGUGUUGGUGUGAGUUUUUCUGCCGGAAUUUGUUUUUUGCUCUAAAAAUUUUUAAGUUGAUUUUGGUGUUACUUUCAUAUAUUGUUUGUGCAUGUGUUUUAUGUUCUCUCUAUUGCUGUUUGUUCGACAGCUUAUCACUCCAUUUGGGUUAAAGUGGUCAAGAUUUUCUGGUGUUGAAUUUGUAGUCAGUAG
Striga asiatica is the source of this 1000-nucleotide messenger RNA. Lineage: Eukaryota; Viridiplantae; Streptophyta; Magnoliopsida; Lamiales; Orobanchaceae. The record is from the annotation of a GenBank genome assembly.